CUGAAAUGAUCAGUCGAAGACCGUGGUAUCGCCGUGGGGUUGCCCAAGGCCCUAGAACAAGGCCCUGGGGGUUGCCGAGGUCAUAAUCGAUGAUGGAAAGCCAAGAAGAGGAAGGUGGCAUAUCAGAGGGGCAGCUGAAAAUUGUUCUUGUUGGAGACUCAGGCUCUGGAAAAACGGCGCUAUGCUGCCGGUACACCCAGGACACGUUCAGCCCGGUACACUCGUACACGUCGGGCGUGGAGUUCUACCUGAAGCGGAUCCGCCUGACACAGGAACGCUCAGUGACCCUGCAGCUCUGGGAUGUCGGCGGCACCUCUCUCUCUGGGGGCAUGCUCGACAAAUAUUUGUACGGCGCCCACCUGGCGUUGUUUGUGUACGAUGUGAGCAACUACACGUCGUUUGAGAACCUGGAGACGUGGCUGAUGGCGGUCACGGAGGCGACACGCCACCAGAGCCGGCCGCUCCGCCGCAUCCUUAUCGCCAACAAAUCCGACCUGGAGCACAUCCGAGCGGUGCGCGUCGACAAGCACAAGAGCUUCGCGGCCGAGCAUGACAUGCUGGCCUUCCUGGUCUCUGCGCAGAGUGGCGAACACGUGGCCCAGGUGUUCCAGCACCUGGCGGCUGUGACGCUGGGCGCGCGCCUCACCCGGGCCGACAUGGAGCACGUGACGCCGGUGGUGCGCGCCCAGAUCGCCAAGCCGCGGCCCGAGACGGCGCUGCCCCGGCCGCCCACCGCCAGCAAGAUGCGCGUGUCGUCCGAGCUCUGCUGCCUGCAAUAGGCCGGCCGACUGGCGCCCCGGCGGGGGAGGUGGCCUGCUGGGCCGUGCGCGUGCUCCACUCCGUUCCGGGUCCCGCUGUUUCGCGGGAAGGCGUCGCGGUGCGGCGGCGGGGCGCGUCCCACCGAAACGUCGCGUCCAGGAGCAGAGGGGGCCGUUGCAGAAGGCCCAGGUUCCGCCGGCGACUGCUGCUCGCUGCAGCGAAGACCGCUACGACCGGGAAGGGCGCUCGCCGGCGGGUGUGUGUCCAGUGCGGAGGCCGGCCGGCGUCGUAACGUGUCCCGACGGUGGCGGUCACGUGCCACAGGUCACGGGUCGACAGCCGGCAGUCCGUGCCGGCUCUCGCGGCGUGGGUUUGGGAGACGGCCGGCUGGUGUGGGGCGAGGGGGAU
Molecule: messenger RNA, 1167 nt
Organism: Pollicipes pollicipes
Lineage: Eukaryota; Metazoa; Arthropoda; Thecostraca; Pollicipedomorpha; Pollicipedidae
Product: ras-related protein Rab-28
Exons: 6
Coding region: 90-779 (229 amino acids)
Molecular function (GO): GTP binding; GTPase activity
Source: RefSeq, a predicted model, not a curated record